AUGUCUUUGAAGAAAUGGGGAAGGAACCUGCUCAUUGUUCAGACUUAUGUGGAUGACAUCAUAUUUGGAGAUACAACUGACUCAUUAUGUGAAGAAUUUUCUAAAUUCAUAGGAAGUUUGAUAUGGAAGCAUCAAAGGGGAAUCAUUGGAUCUCUACUCUACCUUACUGCCAGCAGGUCAGACAUUGUAUUUAGUGUGGGAUUAUGUACAAGGUUCCAAUCAAAUUCUAAGGAAUCUCAUCCGAAGGCUGCUAAGAGAAUUCUGAGAUACUUUAAGGGCACACAGAACCUGGUUCUGUACUAUCCUUUAGGUGGCAAUUUCAACCUUAUUGGUUAUACUGACGCUGAUUAUGCAGGCUAUCUGGUGAACAAGAAAAGCACAUCUGAAAUGGCUCAUUUCCUUGGAUCAUGUUUUAGCUCAUGGGGUAUAAGGAAACAAAACUCAGUGGCUUUCUCAAUAGCUGAAGGAGAAUAUGUUACAGCUGCCUCGUGCUCAUUCACGUUGGAUCAAGCAACAAUUGGAAGAUUUUUGUGUAUACACUGA
This is a messenger RNA of Nicotiana tabacum (common tobacco), 543 nucleotides long. RefSeq names its product secreted RxLR effector protein 161-like. NCBI's taxonomy places the organism in Eukaryota, Viridiplantae, Streptophyta, Magnoliopsida, Solanales, Solanaceae. The record is from RefSeq and is a predicted model, not a curated record.